Musa acuminata subsp. malaccensis (wild Malaysian banana) is the source of this 2565-nucleotide messenger RNA. Its product is annotated as glycosyltransferase family 92 protein Os08g0121900-like. Gene Ontology annotation, molecular function: glycosyltransferase activity. NCBI's taxonomy places the organism in Eukaryota, Viridiplantae, Streptophyta, Magnoliopsida, Zingiberales, Musaceae. The record is from RefSeq and is a predicted model, not a curated record. Gene Ontology annotation, cellular component: cytoplasm.
GUCUCUUCAAAUACGUAAAAUGCAUCAUCUCUCUAAUCAUACGGAAAGCAGGAGAGCCCGAAGACAGUGAGACGUCUCUCUCUCUCUCUAAUCAUAAGCUAAUCAGGACAGCCCGAAAACAGUGAUAGCUCGCUCUCUCUCUCUCUCGUGCGAGGGUGAUUCGUCUCUUCGUCAUAACCAGCGCUUCCGGAGCCGACACUUGCAACGGUAUCCUGUGGCGAUCGGGCUGUCUUCUCAUGAGCCACUUUGCGAACGGGAGGAGAGGAGGAGGAGGCUUGGAUCUGGAGCUCCGCCGCACCCGCCGGAAAUGAUGAGGCCAUCCAUGAAGCACCGAAGGAGAGCCGGCGGAGGGCGGUCUUGGGCGAGGGGCUCCUCCGCGUCGCCCUCGUGGUUCCUCCUGUUCGCCUUCCUCUGCUGCGCCCUCUUCGCCGCUGUCGCCUUCUCCACCUUCCGAAUCUUCGGAGUGUCAUUCCGCCCGGUGCUGAUGCUCCCAACAUGGCAGAACUCGGCCAUCAAUGCCAUGGCCACCGACCACCCCUUCUUCACCUUCGCCGCCACCAAGAAUCGCAGUGACAACCCUCCUUCCGUCCGUAUCGAAGAAGUCAUCUCCUUCCCGGAUCAAGUCCUCCUCUUCCUCCAAUUUCCCGGCUCCCUCCCUAGAUCGGACCUUGCUUGCCUGUACUAUCCCCCAAGCAAUCCCACCACCACCAUAUCCUCCUCCUCCUCCUCCUCCUCCUCUUCCCCUGUUGCCCAAUUCCAUCUCCCCGCCACCAUCCCGUCUCCCCUGCCUUCUUUCGUCCGCUGCCCCCUUGCGCCCCGUGGCUUCUUCGUUUCCCUAUCCCCUGACCUCCCCCUGUUCCAACCACGGCCAUGGGACCAUCUCGUCUACGCCGCCAUUCUCGAUCCUCAUGACAACUCCUCCAUUGUCUUUGCCAAAGGCUUCAACCUCCGUCCCGCCCGCCUCGCCGACCCCUCUCGCUAUGAGUGUGUAUACGGCUGGAACUUCGCGAAGCCCAACUACUUCAUGACCUCUCCUGUCCUCACAGCAGCCCAGGAAAUCAUCCGUUGCCCCACCCCACACAGCAUCCUCCUCCGCCUCCGCAGCCAUGCCGUCCUGAAUCCUCCCUUGGUAUCGGUCAAGACCAAGGGCCGCGGUGCCGUCACCCUCCCCUCUGUUGCCCACCAUGAGAUCCUCUCGCCGAGCAGAAGGCAGGGCCGGCACACCAUGUGCGUGUGCACGAUGGUGCGCAACCAAGCCAGGUUCCUCCCGGAGUGGAUCAUUUACCACUCACGCCUCGGCGUCGAACGGUGGUUCAUCUACGAUAACGACAGCGAUGAUGACACAGAGCAGGUGCUCGAGUCCAUGGACGCGUCUUCCGAUUACAAUGUCACCCGCCAUUUGUGGCCCUGGGUAAAGACUCAGGAAGCAGGCUUUGCACACUGUGCUCUUCGUGCCAGAGGUCACUGCCGGUGGGUCGGAUUCAUCGACGUAGAUGAAUUCUUGUACCUUCCUACGAACGUCACACUGCAUGAUGUUCUUCGGAACUACUCGAGAAAGCCUCGGAUCGGAGAGCUCCGGAUAGCAUGCCACAGUUUUGGACCUUCAGGGAGAAGAACUGUGCCAUCGGAAGGCGUCAUGGCGGGCUACACAUGUAGGCUGAGUGCGCCUGAGCGGCACAAGUCGAUUGUUCGUCCGGAGGUACUGAAUCCUUCUCUGAUCAAUGUUGUGCACCAUUUCCAUUUGAAAGAUGGGAUGAGAUACGUGAACAUGGAGAAGGGACUUAUAGUGAUCAACCACUAUAAGUACCAAGUGUGGCAAGUGUUCAAGGAGAAGUUUUAUCGGAGGGUGGCCACCUACGUUGUGGAUUGGCAGAUCGAGGAGAAUGUGGGAUCGAAGGACCGGGCACCGGGUUUGGGAACAAAGGCAGUAGAGCCAUCGGAUUGGCCAAGCAGAUUUUGUGAGGUUCAUGACACAGGACUCAAGGAUUGGGUUUCUGUGGCUUUCGCCAAUCCACGAACUGGCCUUCUCCCAUGGCAGAAGGGGGAAGAAUUUGAUUUGAUUCAUCACUUUGAUACAUAGAAGGUAGAUGAUGAGAAACAAGGGGGAAAAGAGGGUUUUGGCCAAUUGUCGAAGGUCGAUGAGUCUUCUCCCAUGGCAGAAGGGGGAAGAAUUUGAUUUGAUUCUUCGCUUUGAUACAGAGAAGGUAGAUGAUGAGAAACAAGGGGGAAAAGAGGCUUUUGGCAAAAUUGUUGAAGAUGGAGACAAUACAGCGCCUUGCAAUGAUACAAGGGAUGAAUCGAAUGGAAGCUUAGCGGUGCCACUCUGUUCAUUUCACUCACAUGAGCUGCAUUGGCAACAAUCCCAUGAGUCUGGAAAUUCUCAGUUGUGCAUGCAUAUUUGCAUUUACAAACUUCUGAUGAAGAUCCACGGACCAAACCACUCUUGCCUUCUUUACUGUGGAAGGAUCAUUGAGCUCUUGGUCAACAAACUCUUUGUUGUCAACAUCCUUCCGUUUCCUCAUGGAGCUCAUCUCAGUUUCAUCUAUCAGAUGUCUGUCUUCAAUA